Molecule: messenger RNA, 1585 nt
Organism: Athalia rosae (coleseed sawfly)
Lineage: Eukaryota; Metazoa; Arthropoda; Insecta; Hymenoptera; Athaliidae
Gene: Arr1
Product: phosrestin-2
Exons: 1
Coding region: 150-1301 (383 amino acids)
Biological process (GO): G protein-coupled receptor internalization; signal transduction
Cellular component (GO): cytoplasm
Molecular function (GO): G protein-coupled receptor binding
Source: RefSeq, a predicted model, not a curated record
UCGAUAUUCCCGCAGAACGUUUCGGCCUCGCUAUAAAUUAGGUCCUCUCGAUUUGAAAUUCAUAAAUUAUAAAAAAAAAAAUCUCUUAUUUUUAAGGAAAACAAUAUAUACGUAUUUGAAGAAAGAGGAAUUGCAGAAAAUAAUUCACAAUGGUUGUAAAUUUCAAGGUGUACAAAAAGUGUUCGCCGAAUGGUAAAAUCGCUAUUUAUCUCGGGCGGCGGGAUUUCGUCGAUUAUUUAUCAGGAGUUGAAUCGAUCGACGGCGUAGUCCUUCUGGACAAGGACUACGUGGAGUCGGGAAGAAAAAUUUGGGGCCAAGUUGUGUGCAGCUUUCGUUACGGGCGAGAAGAGGACGAAGUUAUGGGACUGAAUUUUCAAAAGGAUCUUUUUCUGGCAUCCGAACAGCUUCAUCCGGCAACCAAGAAGAUGGAAGCCGGUGUAACGAAACUGCAGGAACGUCUUUUGAAAAAAUUGGGACCCUGCGCGUUCCCUUUCACCUUUACACUCCCUCAGGGCGCCCCAUCGAGCGUGACGCUUCAACCUGGACCCGAAGAAGCUGGAGAACCGUGCGGCGUUUCUUAUUACGUUAAAAUAUUUUCGGGAGACACUGAGACUGACAACGCUCACAAAAGGAGCACGGUAUCCCUCGGUAUUCGUAAGAUACAAUUCGCCCCAACUAAACAGGGAAGACAGCCUUGCACCGUAGUUAGGAAGGACUUUUUACUAAGCCCGGGGGAACUUGAAUUGGAAGUUACGCUCGACAAACAGCUUUAUCAUCACGGCGAAAAGAUAAUGGUGAAUAUAAGCGUCAGAAAUCAGAGUAAUAAAGUUGUUAAGAAGAUGAAGGCGCUCGUACAACAGGGAAUAGACGUUGUUAUAUUCCAAAAUGGCCAAUUUCGAACAGUUAUCGAUGCCGUUGAGACGCAGGAUGGGUGCCCGAUAAACCCUGGUUCGACACUGCAGAAGGUCAUUUACUUGAAACCCACCUUGGAGAGUAACAAAAAUCGUCGCGGUAUCGCCUUGGACGGUCAUCUCAAAAGAGAUGAAGAGAAUUUGGCCUCGAGCACGCUCCUCACAUCUCCCGACGUUCGCGACUCAUUUGGAAUUGUCGUUUCUUACGCAGUUAAGGUAAAACUCUACCUGGGAGCCCUCGGUGGUGAACUUUCCGCCGAAUUACCCUUCAUUCUAAUGCACCCGAAACCCUCCGAGAGGAUCAAGGUCAUGACCGCCGAAAGCGUCGCCAUCGAAGAAGAAAAUGUACCGGAAGAUCGAGCCGCCGAUACCGAAGAUAUGAAAAGCUAGACGCCAUUAAUUUCUCUUUACGAUAUUGCAAAAAUUUCGCUUCGAAUUACUUCAAAUUUCAAUUGACCAACUUUUAUUUAUAUUAUCUCAAUUUCCGUUGCUGUUCGAAAAGAGCACUGACAUAAUAAUUCUUUAUCUAUUAUCAAUUAUGAAAUCUUGUCUAUAACACUUAUAAUAUGUAUACAUAUUGCUUAUGAAACAUACUCGUAACUUAUCUAUCCAGAUGUUAUUUAAUCUUCUAGAUUGUUGAUAGACGACCUCAAAUAAAGUUGAAUACAUAAUAA